GUGUCAUCGGUAGAAGAAGCAGCAGUUGAAGACAUCAAACUGGCGUUGUUGUCACGUGAGAGAGUGGUUGCCUCGAAACGAGCUUUCGUUGAAAUCAACUUACUCGAUAUUUAUUCACGUGACUUCACCUGGAAUCUGGUACAACGCCAUGACGUGCUGUCUAAGUUCGUGCCAGGCUCCAGUACAGGCUUUCUUACGGCCAGCUAUGUGGUGCUUUGGGAUGAGAAACUGUCACAAGAGCGAUGAAAUAUGGCACAUUGACUGUUCUCCUGCAGAGGCUGUAGAGAAACUGGUUGAUGCUAUUAAUAAGGCCAGUCAAAAUACAGACCAGGACUACGACAUUCAUGAGGUGGACAAGACGAGACAUUUCGUUCAGAUGUACAGCUACACAAAGUCGCAGUGGCUUGAUGUUGUUGAAAUACAGAUGCAACCUGACAAGGAGAGUGGGACGAGAGCCAUAGCUCGUUCAUUCUCGUCUGGUAUUAUUCCUGUCUGUUGUCCUCUCGCUCCAAUCUUCAAUUCUCUACUCUGUUGGGUUCCAUUCUCCGGCAAUCAUUUCAACGAUCAACGCCUAGAGGCCCUAAGAAACUCGAUGGAUGUACCAGUGCAAGUUGUCGAACAGCAUCCAGAGUGUUGUGCUCCAUGAUUUUCUGGGAUCAAUAUU
Molecule: messenger RNA, 664 nt
Organism: Corticium candelabrum
Lineage: Eukaryota; Metazoa; Porifera; Homoscleromorpha; Homosclerophorida; Plakinidae
Exons: 5
Coding region: 149-646 (165 amino acids)
Source: RefSeq, a predicted model, not a curated record